GGCGCGGCGCCGGAGCGGGAGCCCGCGGCCGCCGGGAUGGCCCAGCUGGGCGCCAUCGCCGCGCUGUCCCUCAGCUUCCUCGCCGCCGCCUUCCUCUCGGCCAUACACAAGAUCGAGGAGGGGCACAUCGGCGUCUAUUACCGCGGCGGGGCGUUGCUGACCUCCACCAGCGGGCCCGGCUUCCACCUCAUGCUGCCCUUCAUCACGUCCUACAAGUCAGUGCAGACCACGCUGCAGACCGAUGAGGUGAAAAAUGUUCCCUGUGGCACCAGUGGAGGAGUGAUGAUUUAUUUUGACAGAAUUGAGGUGGUGAAUUUCCUCAUCCAGAGUGCAGUGUAUGACAUAGUGAAGAACUAUACAGCUGACUACGACAAAGCUCUCAUCUUCAACAAGAUUCACCACGAGCUGAACCAGUUCUGCAGUGUGCACACGCUGCAGGAGGUCUACAUCGAGCUCUUUGAUCAGAUUGAUGAAAACCUUAAACUGGCCUUGCAGCAAGACCUAACAACAAUGGCCCCUGGAUUGAUUAUACAGGCAGUUCGAGUUACAAAGCCAAACAUCCCCGAAACAAUCAGGAGGAAUUAUGAGCUCAUGGAGAGUGAGAAGACAAAGCUGCUGAUUGCAGCACAGAAGCAGAAGGUGGUGGAGAAGGAAGCAGAGACAGAAAGGAAGAAAGCCCUCAUCGAGGCAGAGAAAAUUGCACAAGUUGCUGAAAUAACUUAUGGACAGAAAGUGAUGGAAAAAGAGACGGAGAAGCGGAUUUCGGAGAUCGAAGAUGCUGCAUUUCUUGCAAGAGAGAAGGCCAGAGCUGAUGCUGAGUGCUACACUGCUAUGAAAAUAGCUGAGGCCAACAAGCUGAAGCUAACUCCUGAGUACUUGCAGCUGAUGAAAUACAAGGCUAUAGCAGCCAACAGCAAGAUAUAUUUUGGCAAAGAUAUUCCCAACAUGUUCAUGGACUAUGCAGGAAGCCAAACCAAAUUUGCAGAGGGACUGGCAGAAAGAAUCCAAGAAGAGGAUGGGGCAGGAACCAGUGAGGACACAAAACUACAGCAUAAUGUCAACUGAAAAGAAACAUUUCUAUUCGUUUUAUAUCAAAAGAAACACGAACUGGGAAGUUCCUUUUUGUUUUCUCCCUUUCCUGUUCUGAAAAAGAUGAAUCAGACUUAAUCAUGUCAAUCUUUUAUAUGACAGUUAGAUACAAAGACUUUGGGGUUGGGGGUUUUUUGGGUUGUUGUUUUUUCCUGGUGACUUGUGAGCAGCCAUCUCCAGGCCUGUGCUCUAGAUGCACCUCUCCCUGCUCCCGGGCACACAGACCAUCUCCUCUGCAGCCAGCUUGGGUGAGUGCUCCCUUGUGGGUUUGAGGUGGCUCAUAGAAGUUGGAAGUAGAGAAAUGUUGCUGCUUUGGAGGGAGGGGAAUUGCUGCUACAAGUCCUUGGUUUGUUUUUUAUUUCUCGUUGGAGGUCUCAAGUACUUUAUUUCAGCCCCCUUUAAAAGACAAAAGGUGCUAGACUUUUGUACACUACACGUGUCUGCUUGCAGGGCUGUGCCUCCCCUGGGCUACUGCCCCUUGUGUGGGAAGGGUCUGACAGCCUGUGCUGUGCUCCCACGUCCAUCCUGAGUGUGUUUUCGCUUUGGCAGGGCAGAAGCUGAGCCCCAGUCUUGCAGGUUGUUACCUGGGGAGGGGAGAAUCGAAGCCUUAGACCACGUGUCACGCAGGUAGUGGCCCAAGCUGUUCACUUUCUGCGUCGUAACACCAGUUCCUUUUCCAUUUGUCAUAUCUGGGGAGGGGGCAGAGGGGAGUCAGUAUUUUGAGGCAGUUUCCAGCAGCUCAGCUGCUGGGUGAGGAGGGCAGGCAGCUGACAGGCAGCAUCCUGUGGUGCUUGGCUGGAGCUGAUGCUCAGUGGAACCAGGCUGCCAGCGCCUGCUGUCGCACACAAACGAGGGAGGAGAGAAUUUCUGUCUCAGGGACCCUGACUUUGCAAAAAGCCUUGUGGGCAAGUAACUGCCUGAGUGACUAGUCCCACAAUCAUUACAGUGUGUUCUCUGCCUCUGCCAGACCAACUGGAUUUCGGUGUUUACAGUGUCUUAUUAGAAAGAGCACAUUCAGGUGAAGCAAAGUGAACAGAGACGAGUUACUCUUGGUUUAUUGGGUGGGUUUUUUUCUGAACAGACCCUCUGAAAGGAAGAUUUACUAGUAGCAAAGGACAUAAAAUACCAUAAUAAAAAUUCCCAGGGCCUCUUGUCUCUGAGCUGUCCAAAGAUAGAUUUCCCUCUCCGGCUCAGAACAAUGUACUGUUCACUUCAGAAAACAGACCAGAUGCAAAGGGGUUUGUUUUGCACACAUGCAAAACUUGAGGGGGUGUUAAAGGCAAAAGUCAGGCCUAGAGAAAACAGCUUUUUCUCUCCCUCAUCCACCUGCUACUUGGCAGGAGAGCCUGUAUAUUCAUUGCUGUUAGAAUCUGUGGCCAACACUCUAACAUGAGGCAAGUGUAAGCACUGAGUUGUCAGAGACCAGCCUAUUGCAUUUCCAGUCUCCUGCCCCAAACACUUGCUACCUGCUACACCUGGUUUCACUCUUCAGUGUUUUAAAACAAGCAUUAGUCUUUUUAAUGAGGUGAUCACACUAAGAUAGAAAUCUGGUGUAUUUCAGCUGCUGGUUCCAGUAUUUUUACUUCAGUUUCCUCUGUUAGGAGAGCAGCUAUUGGUACUUGAAAGUGCAAAGGCAAAAAAAAGAGAGAAGCAUUAGUUUCUGCUGCGAGGGGGAAAGUGUUAUGUGUCUUCUUUGUGUCUGUUCGAAAAUAGGAGCUAAGGGAAGGCCCCUUUGCAGACCUAUGUACUACAUUAGACUGCACAGCAGUCAAAACUCUGCAUCCAUAGGUAGGCUGUAGUCUGACCUCUGUAACACAGGUCUCUGCAGGAAGAUGAUGAACAGGGAAUAGCAGAAACUCUAGGAAUGAAGUAAUAAGACCCAAACCUUUGAGGAGGAUCUCAUUUGGGACUGUUCUACAUUCAUGUUAGAGAUUUCCAUUCCAUUAGUAACUAAAACCUCUUUACACAAGUAGUUGUCACUAAUGAAGAGACCCAGAUAAGCCAAAGUGGUAUUAUUAUGGUUCUGAAUGACUUUGCAGUAAGACAAUAGUUUGGGGUAAAUAGGUCUUAGUGAAUUUGGGGUUUUAAUUGAAAACAUUACUCCUAAAGUAUUCUUACAGUGAGAGUUGAAACAGUUGAAGUAACUCAGGCUCCACAAGCCAAGACAUUGUGUGUUCGUUCAGGUUCCUCAUCGUAUGUAUCAUUUCCUUCCUUUCCAGAGCAGAUCUGUCACUACACAUAAACCUUUAUUCUGUCUCUUCAUUGGACAAUUUGUCCUCAUUUCAAGGUUUCAGAUGAUCUGAAUUUGCAAACCACUCUGUCUAACAAAGGAAAUAGAGGUUUGUGGCACUGCUGAUACCUGAGAACUGCUGGUGAGAGCAUGGUCGUGCUUGAGCCAGUACAGUCUUUGACCUUGUGUUGAAUUAAAAGCCUUUUUAUUUUGGUAUUUGCUAUGACAAUAAAAUGGCCUUCAGUUUUAA
Messenger RNA from Colius striatus (speckled mousebird), 3569 nucleotides. RefSeq names its product ER lipid raft associated 2 (gene ERLIN2). The record is from RefSeq and is a predicted model, not a curated record. The coding region runs from base 37 to 1065 and encodes 342 amino acids. Gene Ontology annotation, molecular function: ubiquitin protein ligase binding; cholesterol binding. Gene Ontology annotation, cellular component: endoplasmic reticulum; endoplasmic reticulum membrane. Gene Ontology annotation, biological process: SREBP signaling pathway. The transcript is spliced from 11 exons. NCBI's taxonomy places the organism in Eukaryota, Metazoa, Chordata, Aves, Coliiformes, Coliidae.